AAGCUUGUUACACACUGUAAGGAAGGACAUGAAGCAGCAAGUUUUUAAAGUAGUAUUAAUCUCUUCUGUGGUUUCAGAACGCCUCUGGGAGCCUCCCUGGAUGAGCAAAGCAAUCCUCUAUUGAAGGGCAUGCUGGUGAGAAAUGGAGGAAGUUUUGAAGAUGACUUAUCCCUGGGAGCCGAAGCUAAUCAUCUACAGAGUGAUACCCAAAUGGAAACAUGCAAUGGUGUGCUGGCAAAGGAGAGGAGGCUGCAGUUCCACCAGAAGGGGAGAAGUAUGAACUCCACCGGGUCUGGAAAAAGCAGUGCAACUGUUUCAAGUGUUUCUGAAUUACUGGAACUUUAUGAGGAAGAUCCUGAAGAAGUGCUCUAUAACCUUGGGUUUGGAAGAGAUGAACCAGAUAUUGCUUCAAAAAUUCCAGCGAGAUUUUUUAAUUCAUCUUCAUUUGCCAGAGGGAUAGAUAUCAAAGUGUUUUUGAAUGCCCAGAUACAACGCAUGGAAGUGGAAAAUCCAAAUUUUGCUUUAACAAGUCGUUUUCGUCAGAUUGAAGUGCUUACUACUGUGGCCAAUGCUUUUUCUUCUUUGUAUUCUCAAGUCUCUGGGACUCCGUUGCAGAAAAUUGGUAGUAUGAAUUCAGUGUCUUCCAGCAAAGAGGCAUCCAGCCCUCCCCCUUUAAAUCGCAGCAAUACAGCCAGUCGGUUAAUGAAAACCUUGUCAAAGCUCAAUCUGUGUGGCACACAGCAAGCCGAUGGUAGUGGCUGUUCAACUCCUUCACCUGUUGAAAAAGGGAAAACUUCAGCUGAACCAGGGAGUGAGGAAAAUGAUGUUAAAAAUGAAUCUAAAUUGUCAAAAUACUCUAAAAAGAAAGACUCUCCCUCUUUUUUGGCUACUGUAAAGGAGGAGAUAGCCAAUAAUCAGAUAAAUGCUGCGGAAGCACAUAAACCUGCAAACAUUCCUGCUGGGACUGAUGAUAAGCAAGAGGAUACUGUGCCUCCAGCAGAUGUGCAAAGCAGCAGGUUGGCAAGUGCCCAGGACAGACCAUGUGAAGAAUCUAGUCUUUUGGACUUGCCAAGCCUCAGCAGCAGUUCCAGCGCAUCCAACAGCAGCACCCCGACUCAAAGGCUGCCCACGGCAUCACCAGGUAGAGACCCCUGCGCUCCCCUCACAAACCCGUCCAUAGUAAAUCUAAUGCUGCAGCAGAAGGACUCCUUUGAGAUGGAAGAGAUCCAGAGUACAGAGGGGGAUCUACCACAUGUUCCAGCUUCUCACCAACUGGCAGUGACCAAGUCAAGGAAAGAUCAGCUGUUACGAACCGCAAGUCAACACUCUGACAGCAGUGGCUUUGCUGAGGACUCAUCCACAGAUUGUUCUCCAUUUAAUCAGCUCCAGGCUCAGGAGUCUUUGCAGGGCAUGGGAAGCAGUGCUGACAGCUGUGACAGUGAGACAACCGUGACGUCGCAUAGUGAGGAACAGAAAACACCAAUAGCCAAGGAACUGCCCUGUUUCAAUAAGUUUGAGGAGGAAGAGGAUGAUGAGGAUGAUGAUGAUGAUGAUGAUGAAGAGGAUAUUAUCUCUCAAGUAGAGAGACAAAAGAUAGGGGCACCUUCUGAGAACAGAAGGAGUGAAGAUAGAAAAAUUGACUAUGAAACUGAACAAAAUCAAGAAGGAGAAAGCAAGUCAUCUCAUAUAUCAGAGACAGUCCAAGGAGAGGUCAGCUCUAAAGAGGAAGACGUUUCCAGUGAGCAAAAAGAAUUGGACCUGCUGGAGGCAGGCAGUGUGUUUGAGUUUCCUCAGUACCACACGCACCAUAUCCUCAAGUCAAUGGAGUCUCUGGAAGGUGACGGUGCCUCCCCAUCAUCUGUGGACAGGGUUCACGUUGCCUUGCAAAGAGCCGAGAUGAGGAUCGUCAGCACGUCAGAUUCCAGGACUGGACGCACUCUGCUUAAGUCAAAAGAUCUCCUGAGGAAGCAGAGACUCUGGUUUGCUGAAUCGGGCUAUCCUCUAAGGCGGUCUCAGUCUCUCCCAACUGCAUUGCUGAAUCCCGUGAAAGUAGUGUCCUCUGUCAAUGUCCAGUUAACACCAGGAAAAGAGACUCUGUGCAGUCCUCCUUCUUUCACCUAUAAGUAUACGCAUGUGGAGGAAGACGACAAAGCGAUGCCUGAAAAUGACAAAAGUGAGGGUGAGGCAGCUGCCAGCCAGCCGGUAUGCAAAUCCACACUGUUCAUUGCACCUUCAUCCUCCAAAAAAGAAGGGCUCCACACUGGGCAAAACAGGCUGUCCCAGGAGUCCAGUCCCACCAGGGUACAGAGCUGCCCACUGCACACACCGGCACACAUGUCCCAGUCAACGUGCUCCCUCCACUCCCUCCCUGCGGAGUGGCAGGACAGACCGCUCUGCGAGCACGUGAGGACGCUGAGCACCCACAGUGUCCCAAGCAUCUCCGGCUCUUCCUUCAGUGCCUUGCUUUCCCCCUUCAGCUGUCCCUUCUCUCCAAGGCAUGCUGGAUUUCCUCAUCGACCUCAUGCCAUCAACCCACCCUCCACUGUGGAGAUGCAGCUGCGCAGGGUCCUACAUGACAUCAGAAACUCUCUGCAGAACCUCUCACAGUACCCGGUGUUGAGGGGUCAGGAUCUUUCAGCUGCCACCAGUUACACUACUCAGCGAUCAUCCAUUCUACCUCUCUAUGAAAAUACGUUCCAGGAGCUACAAGUGGUAAGGCGAAAUCUAAACUUGUUCAGAACCCAAAUGAUGGAUUUGGAAUUGACUAUGUUAUGUCAACAGACAACAGUUUAUCAGCACAUGACAGAAGAGGAAAGAUAUGAAGCUGACCAGCUACAGAGCUUGAGAAAGUCUGUCCGCAUGGAGCUACAGGAGUUAGAGAUGCAGUUAGAAGAACGUCUACUCGCUUUGGAAGACCAGCUGAGAAGUCUGCACAUGUCUUCACCUUACAGACCUCAGACACACGUAGGUAUGUUUGGAAGCAGAAGUGCUGAUAAUCUAUCAUGUCCUUCUCCAUUGAAUGUCAUUGAACCAGUCUCCGAACUUAUUCGAGAGCAGUCAUUUCUGAAGUCUGAACUGGGUUUAGGACUGGGAGAUCUUGGACUGGAAACUCUCCCGGCAGAGGGUACAGAGUCUGUAUUCUCCCAUGGAAACUCUGAUUCCUCUUCAGUGUGCUCUGGUCACAUAGGUAGAAAAGCUGGUGUUGGAUCCUCUGAACUAACAGGAAGGCCUAAGAGUCAAAGCAAGAAGUUAUACCGAGCCUCCGUUGCCUUAACACCAACUCCCCCAGUGAGAGCAGGCACUGGGCAGCAGGUGGAAAGCUCUGAGGAGUUUGCAGACUCCAAGCCAGAGGUGGAGUACAAACUUGAAAAAGUCCCUCUCGUGCCUUCGGUUGAUGAAAUCCACAAAACUGUGGAGCAGGAGGAGCUGCAGCAAGUCAUACGGGAGAUUAAGGAAUCUAUUGUUGGUGAAAUAAGACGAGAAAUAGUAAGUGGAUUGUUAGCAGCUGUAUCGCCCCAAAGCAGAUCUGCAACUGCAAAACAAGAUACACAGCCAUGAAACUGGCACUACAGGUUGAAUGUAGUCCGAAGUGCCGUGGGAUUCUGCUUUGGGAGGCAUACGCUGGCGAAAGUGUCAAGUUAUUUUCGCUUCAGGAGAUGUUAAAGCUGCUGAGAUAGGCUACUGUAUUUGACGCUUGGUUCUAUGAUGUGUACCUUUCCUUGAGUUCAUCCAUAAAGACUUAGACACUUUAGCUAGUUCAUUACUUUCCUUCAAGCAUCAACAAAACUGUGGCUUGCUGAAAGGUUUUGUAUUUAUUUGUAUGACCCUGGUGUAAAUUUUUAUGUAGCUAAUUUCUUUGUCUAAUGAUGCAUCAUGAAACUUGAAAAUUUCCAGACCUAACCAACUUAUAAAUAACACACAUGCAUUCAGCCUAGCUUUUUUUUUUUAGAAAAAAAAAAAAGCAACACCCCCCACCCCCACCCCA
Athene cunicularia (burrowing owl) is the source of this 3985-nucleotide messenger RNA. It is a transcript of the gene ITPRID2, whose product is annotated as ITPR interacting domain containing 2. NCBI's taxonomy places the organism in Eukaryota, Metazoa, Chordata, Aves, Strigiformes, Strigidae. The transcript is spliced from 16 exons. Bases 130 to 3558 code for a protein of 1142 amino acids. Gene Ontology annotation, molecular function: signaling receptor binding. The record is from RefSeq and is a predicted model, not a curated record.